Messenger RNA from Macadamia integrifolia, 857 nucleotides. Its product is annotated as agamous-like MADS-box protein AGL62. The transcript has a single exon. Bases 93 to 734 code for a protein of 213 amino acids. Gene Ontology annotation, biological process: regulation of transcription by RNA polymerase II. Lineage: Eukaryota; Viridiplantae; Streptophyta; Magnoliopsida; Proteales; Proteaceae. Gene Ontology annotation, molecular function: protein dimerization activity; DNA-binding transcription factor activity, RNA polymerase II-specific; RNA polymerase II cis-regulatory region sequence-specific DNA binding. The record is from RefSeq and is a predicted model, not a curated record.
GUCUUGUGAAUUCCAAGCAUACCUCCAUACUGUUCUUUUUUCUUGCAGCUCUCUCACAUUAACCUCUGGAAUCAACCCUAGUCUUUUAGAUCAUGGUGAAAGGAAAAACAAGCAUGGGGCGCCAGAGGAUUGAGAUGAGAAGGAUUGCAAGAUAUUCUUCUAGGCAUGUAACAUUUUCCAAGCGGCGCUCUGGGCUGUUUAAAAAAGCCAGUGAGCUCUGCACCUCAACUGGUGCCGAGGUUGGCAUCGUGGUUUUCUCUCCGUCGGGCAAUGCAUUCUCAUUUGGACACCCAUCUGUGGAUUCUGUUGUCCAUAGGUUUCUCUCUGAGAACUCCCCACAUACGGCAGAGGGAAGUGUUUUCUCACUCGUCGAUGGCUACCGUCGAGCCAAUGUCGAGGAGCUGACCCUGGAGUACUCUGAGCUUCUUGUCCAGCUUGAUGAGAAGAAGAAGAAGAGUGAAGAACUGGACAGGGUACUAGAUAACCGUGAGAGUACUCCAUGGUGGGAAGCCCCCAUUGACAACCUCAACUUGUCUGAGCUCCAGUGCUUGACAGAAGCGUUGGCUGAAAUGAAGAUACGCUUAACCGAGCGAGCUACGCAAAUGGCAGCCCAGGUUCCUAAUCCUUCACCUUUGUUGCCCGGGAGUUCUGUUGGAGCGACUGAUCUUCCCUUUGCAUCCCAAACAACCAUGAAUGAUGAUGCUCUUACUGGUCCUCCGGCUUGUGGGUUUUAAUUCGGGAAUGGGGUUGGACCUGGGCCUUUCUAAAUUUCUCUCCUGGUUGGUAUCCAUGUUGUUUUUCUGAUUCUGAUUUAAAAAUAAAGGAUGAUAAGUAAUAAAAAAUCUGUAUUGGGACUA